AUGAAUGUUGAGAAACCGGUGGUUUUUCUGUACGAUUUCAAUAACUACACCAUUAUUCCCACUUCGGGUGGAUUUUACUCCUAUUUUGCGAACGAAUGCGUCCGAUAUCUAAGUGAAACGUUUCCGCCGAAGUAUAUAAGAGAGUCGAGACAAUUGGUGGCCGUUAUGCUCGAAGAGGACACCGGCGAUAGUCAUCCCGCGAACGGAAGUAUCGCUAUAUUUAGACGCAUAGACGCGAACACCAAUACAUUCCUCGACAGCCAUUACCUGAGCGAAGACUUGGAAGGCGUUAGAGCUCACUAUGAUUUAGGGGAUAAUCACCAAAUAGUAUCGCUUAUCAAAUACAAUAAACAAUAUACAAAUGACACGUGGAGGGAUAUGACUCACGACCUGUUUUUGCGGUGCGACGAACGCCGGGCGCCGUUCAGUCCGUUUGACUUUUGCGAACAAAACUACAAUUUCGAUAAUAUAUUGAGUUUGGGAAACGAUCUAUACUUUCAGCGAAACACCAGUUUUUGGCGAUUAAAAAGUUAUGGAUUCACUUCCGACUCGUAUCCGACGGGUUCUCCACUCAAAUCGCAAAACAUUCAAAAUCUGGUUUUCGACUCACACUUCGGCCCAUUCCUCGAGACCGAAGGCUUUGACACGAGUCAACGAGUGUUUGGCUUUUCAUACAAAGCGAUGGAUCGGUUUCCGUGCGGACACUUUACCCGCGACGACGAUUACUCUCAGUGUGUGGACAAGUAUUCAAAGUCGCCGUACUUUCACAGCGUGUGUUUGUACGGCACGGUUAACCGAAUGGGGACAGCCGUACCCGUGUUCAGCAUAGAUAACGGGUAUUUUAAGUCAUACAUUCACACACCGGGAGGUCUGGAGCGGCCGAUCAUCAAAGAGGGUGACCGACACCGACAGUUCUGCAAAGCCAUCGCCGAUUACGUGCGGUUCGACGAGCAAUACGUGAUUCGCAUCGGAUUCGGUGUCACACAUAUUACGGGCUAUCAGACCGGCGGACGCAACCAAAUAUCGAUUGCCCAAACCAUAGCCAAACUGAAGGGCGUGGGCAGCCAUCUAAAGGAUACCGACUUUGCCGUGUAUUCAAUGAGUUUUGAAUAUUUUUAUAUUAAAAACGGCCAUUCUUUGGAUUAUAAAACAUUUGACCAGAAACUCAACGUCACCCGAAAGGUGUACUAUAUCCCAGCGCACCAUGAUAACUUUAUUGUUCACUCACUGUUCCGAUACAAAAAUGUUUCCUACUGUUUGGUUGGUUACGGGCGUCCGCACACCCGAUAUCUAUACAGCGAGGACUUUAAACGCAAACCCCCGCCGGACUCCCCAAAACACCCGAUCAUUUUAUGGUUUGACAAAACCAAUGAGAUAGAGUGGUCAACAGUGGUCACGUGUCCCAUAGAAAUGAUGAGAUAUUCAGUGGUCAGUAACUACUUGGAGGGCCAGCUCUGCCUCAGGAAACCCACAUAUAAUAUACAUCAGAGUGUGUUGAAUAUCGGUCCCGCACUAUACCAUCAAACAGGCCUUCAUUUCUAUUAUUACGAUAUAAUGAGAAAGAAAUUUAUUUUUGACAGACAUGUGACCGAACUAUUGGCCACUUAUUUCGACACUCGACAUCGUGUGACCGGGUAUUCAAUUGAAUUGCUAAAGGGUGACGGCUAUUAUGAUGUGACAAUUCACGGCAGGAGUAGUUUUGCGUAUCGACCGCUCGGGAAAUACAUUUACGGGCUAUUUAUGUAUGUCUACAAAGACAAAGACACGAAGACAUUGAUGCCAGUCGUCAAACCCAGUGACUACUUGUCCGGUACGGGCGUCACCCGAUUACUGUUCUCACUGGGCCCGCACCGGUACGAUGGCCUGUUUGACCAUCAGCUGGUAUUGUUCGCCUGGCAGUUGGCACGGAUCGAGAUGUAUCAAAUUGUCACCACGUUCCCGGACAAGAAUCUGACCAUGGUGGUUCACCACGAUCACUCACAGCAUGUCGAUGCGAAGCAGGUAUUGUUCCCAUUCAUCGCUACCACUAUAUCGAAAGCAGCCAACUAUUACUACCAGGAUAUGUGUCCGUUUGACAAAUUCAUCGGCGCUUACUUUGAUUACGACAACAUUACGCACAGAAAAGGCGCUUAUUUGGUGGCAACCGAUAACAUAAGCGAUACUCUCUAUCUGUUCAAUAUGUUAGACUGGGGUCGCAAACCAUAUAUUGAAAUCGAUUCGAUGUAUAAUUUCAGGAAAACGUUGUGGUCUUACUUCACCACAUAUUGUCCACUGAGAGGUCCAAACGAUUAUGAUUUUACCGGAACAAUACUUGUGUUGAUUCUGAUUUUGUCGACAAUUAUUGUCGCUUUCAUUGCUUUUAAAUUCAAUCCAAACAACAGUCAGACCAACAAAAAGACCAAACAAUAA
This is a messenger RNA of Medioppia subpectinata, 2409 nucleotides long. Lineage: Eukaryota; Metazoa; Arthropoda; Arachnida; Sarcoptiformes; Oppiidae. The record is from the annotation of a GenBank genome assembly.